Messenger RNA from Amaranthus tricolor (Joseph's coat), 2718 nucleotides. Its product is annotated as glutamate--tRNA ligase, cytoplasmic-like. Lineage: Eukaryota; Viridiplantae; Streptophyta; Magnoliopsida; Caryophyllales; Amaranthaceae. Gene Ontology annotation, molecular function: glutamate-tRNA ligase activity; ATP binding. The coding region runs from base 130 to 2319 and encodes 729 amino acids. Gene Ontology annotation, cellular component: cytoplasm; cytosol; methionyl glutamyl tRNA synthetase complex. The transcript is spliced from 7 exons. Gene Ontology annotation, biological process: translation; glutamyl-tRNA aminoacylation. The record is from RefSeq and is a predicted model, not a curated record.
UUUAGUACCAAACGAAACCUUAUAAUAUUAGCUCUUGAUUCCCAUUUCCCAGCUGCAAUAAUAUUAUUCCUCAAAACCCUAGAGAAGUUUUACAUUAAAUCCCCCAAAAUUUACAGAGAAAAAUUAAAUAUGGAGAUUAAGCUGUUGUUUUCAGCUGAUAAUCCUCCAUUAUCAAUCCUCGCUGCUGCUAAAAUCUCUGGAAUUUCUUACUCCGUGGACUCGUCUCUUCCUUCUGCCUCUGUUCCUCAUUUUCUCUUCCCAAAUGGGGUGAAGCUGCAUGGAGUUUUUGUUCUUCUAAGAUACAUUGGUAGAGUUGCAAGUAAUUUGAAUCUAUAUGGGAAAGAUCCUUAUCAGGCUGGACAGAUUGAUGAGUGGUUGGAUUAUCUACCCAUUCUUGACAGAGGAUCUGAGUUUGAAACUGGUUGCAGCUAUCUGGAUACCUAUUUAUUGACAAACUCCUUUUUGGUUGGCUAUGAUGUGUCGAUUGCAGACAUCUUAUUGUGGGCUUCCCUUGCCGGUAUUGGCCUGAGGUGGGAGAGCUUGAGAAAAUCCAACAAGAAAUAUCAAAACUUGGUGCGUUGGUACAACUCUCUAAUCUCUGAAUUCAGCGUUUUGAGUGAAGUAGUGCAAACAUAUAUUGGAAAGAAAAGCUCAGGGAAGCCAGUCAGUGGGAAAUCAAAAGGUCAAGAGUCUCAGAAUGUAACCAAGACCACUGGUGGUGACAUCAAUGAAAAGGUGAAAGCACCUAGUCGAUCUGAAAUAGAUCUUCCUGAUGCUGAAGUGGGGAAAGUUUGUGUUAGGUUUGCUCCAGAGCCUAGUGGGUAUCUUCACAUUGGGCAUUCAAAGGCAGCAUUGCUGAAUAAAUAUUUUGCUGAAAGGUAUAAAGGUCGAUUGAUUGUGCGCUUUGAUGACACAAAUCCAGCUAAAGAGAGCAAUGAGUUUGUUGAGAACCUUCUCAAGGAUAUUGAGACUUUGGGUAUUGUGUAUGAUACUGUGACAUAUACUUCUGAUUAUUUCCCUCAGUUGAUGGAAAUGGCUGAGAAUUUGAUUCGUCAGGGUAAAGCCUAUGUUGAUGAUACACCUCGUGAGCAAAUGCAGAAAGAGAGAAUGGAUGGGAUUGAAUCAAAAUGUAGAAGUAAUAGCGUCAAUACAAAUCUUGAGUUGUGGAAAGAAAUGAUUGCAGGUUCUGAGAGGGGUUUAAUGUGCUGCGUUAGAGGCAAGCUUGAUAUGCAGGAUCCAAACAAAUCAUUGCGCGACCCAGUUUACUACAGAUGCAAUCCAAUGCCUCAUCAUCGGAUAGGGUCCAAGUACAAGGUGUACCCAACAUAUGACUUUGCCUGCCCAUUUGUAGAUUCCAUCGAAGGCAUAUCUCAUGCUCUUAGGUCCAGUGAAUACCAUGAUCGUAAUGCUCAAUAUCACAGGAUUCAACAGGAUAUGGGACUAAGAAAAGUUCACAUAUAUGAGUUUAGUCGACUGAACAUGGUCUACACUCUUCUUAGCAAGCGCAAGCUUCUCUGGUUUGUUCAGAAUGGAAAGGUGGAUGGGUGGGAUGACCCUCGGUUCCCCACUGUGCAAGGAAUUGUCCGUAGAGGGCUGAAGAUUGAGGCUUUAAUCCAGUUCAUACUCGAACAGGGGGCCUCCAAAAAUCUCAAUCUCAUGGAAUGGGAUAAGUUGUGGACCAUAAACAAAAAGAUCAUUGACCCUGUGUGUCCUAGACACACCGCAGUAGUUGAGGAGCGUCGCGUUUUGGUGACUCUGAUUGAUGGCCCUGAGCAACCAUUUUGUCGCAUAAUACCCCGUCAUAAGAAGUAUGAACCUGCUGGAGAGAAGUGCACAACAUACACCAAGAACAUAUGGAUUGAUAAUGCUGAUGCCGAGGUCAUCUCUGCCAAUGAAGAAGUAACUCUGAUGGACUGGGGAAAUGCUAUUAUUAAAGAGAUUAAGAAGGACGAGGCAGGAAAUGUAACUCAGUUAACUGGUGUUCUGAAUCUUGAGGGAUCCGUAAAAACCACUAAGUUGAAACUAACCUGGCUUCCCGAGACAGAUGAAUUAGUUAAACUUCAACUCUUGGAGUUUGAUUACUUGAUUUCAAAGAAAAAGGUGGAAGAGGAUGAGGAUUUUCUCGAUGUUCUAAACCCUGUCACAAAGAAGGAGACUUUAGCGGUUGGAGACGCAAACAUGCGGAAUCUGAAACACGGAGAAAUCAUACAGCUAGAGAGGAAGGGGUACUUCAGAUGCGAUGUUCCCUUUGUGAGACGCUCCAAGCCUAUUGUUCUCUUUGCUAUCCCAGACGGGAGGCAACAAAGCGUCUUGAGGUAACUUGUUGAAGUUCCAAUAAGCAGCUCUUUCAAUUUCAUGGCGUGAAGACGACAACUGGACGCGAAGGAGGCUAACUUGAGUGAGUUAUCAUUUCCUUUGAUCGAAGGAUGAGACUAAAUCUAUUGUUCUUGUUAACUUUAUCCUGUGUCCUGUAAGUCGAGUCCAAAAUUUGUUCUUUUGUACCAGACGCAUUGUGUUGGGUUUUUGUUUUCUUUCCAAGAAUUUUUCCAAAAACACUGGCAUGUAGCUUAAUUUUUUUUUUGGAUAUCCUUAUUUACAUUAUUAGUUUUGCGUCGCUGAUGAACACAUUGAAGAUGUAACGUUAGAGCUACAAAAAUUUACGGGAUUCUGCAAUUUUCUGUUUCGAUUAUCGAAUUUCAAUCGAACUCCGCUCCACCA